This is a messenger RNA of Medioppia subpectinata, 2806 nucleotides long. NCBI's taxonomy places the organism in Eukaryota, Metazoa, Arthropoda, Arachnida, Sarcoptiformes, Oppiidae. The record is from the annotation of a GenBank genome assembly.
UUAAUUAAAUAUAUAACAGUUUUAAUUAAAAUAUAAUUUUAGUAUAACUUUUGUUUUGUAGUUUUGUCAUAAAAAGUUGCAUAAAAUGUCUGAACCAAAGGAUGCGGCCGGUCUGACUAAGACCGAGAAGGAUUUUGUGAGAAAUACAUGGGAAUUGGUCCGACAGGAUAUCAUUGGUAAUGGUAGCGAUCUGUUCAUCAGAUUUUUCGACGAGAACCCUACAUACCAGGGUCUAUUUAAGGCUAUUAAAAAUGUACCCAAAGCCGAGUUGAGAGAAAAUAAGCGCUUUAUAGCACACUUAACAAGCGUUAUGUACACCCUAUCCAUGAUUGUGGACUAUAUCGAUGAGACAGAACUGUUGGUCGAGAUGUUGACCAAAAUGGCUAACAAUCACAUCAGACAUAAGACAACGGCUGAGAUGUUUAUGAAUCUAAAGACAACAAUCAUCGGCGCGGGUCAGUCGGGUUUGGGUGCGUUCAACGCCUGUCGGGAACAGCACUUCGACGCUGUGGUCGUGUAUGAGAGGUCUGACAGUCUGUGCGGUCUGUGGGCUAAUAGGGCUGACAGCGGGGAAAACAACGGGGAGGGGACGUCCCGUCUAAUGAGAAACACAACACUCAACACUAGUAAAGAGAUGACCGCAUUCUCUAAUUUCCCGGUACCCGAACAUUAUCCCAAUUUUAUGCAUCACUCGGAUAUGAGAGAAUACCUGUCAUUAUAUGCGGAGAAAAUCGGUAUCAAAGAUCACGUGAAACUCAGACACGAGUUAAUCGGUUGCCAACAGAACGCAGACUACGACCGGACGGGCAGAUGGAGGCUAACGGUGCGCGACAUCGACAACGACCGGGUGUUUGACGAAGUGUUUGAUGGCGUGAUUGUAUGCACCGGACGUUUUCAUCGGCCGAUUAUACCGGACAUAAAAAAUAGACAAUUAUUUAAUGGACGAGUUGUGCACUCAAACACAUUGUCGGACGCGAAUGAGUUUGAGGGCCAGCGGGUGGUUGUGUUAGGCGUCGGCAACUCUGGUAUCGAUGCGGCUGUGGAAUCGGCAAAAGUGUACUUAUCGUCGCGCACCGGGUGUUGGAUAAUAAACCGAUCCGCAGUUAAGGGCACACCGACUGACACUUUCGGUUUAAGACGUUGUUUUCAUUGGUUAUACGAGGGCUGGACGUACCCAAUGGCCAGUCGACUGAUAGCACUAUAUCUAAACAUUACGCAAUUUGACCACAAGCUGUAUGGCCUAAAGCCUAAGCACCGGCUGUUUUCGCAGCAAACGAUAUUUGGUGAUGAACUGUCCAUUUAUAUUAACAGAGGUUUGAUUACUAUAAAGACUAAUAUUCAGGAAUUCACCAAGGACGGUGUCAUAUUUGAAGGGGAAACGGUUGAGACGCCGUGCGAUGCCGUCAUAUACGGCACGGGUUAUUACCAGUCGUUCCCAUUUUUGCCGGAGGAGUUACGCCCGGAGCUGAACCCAGACUUACAGCUAUACAAAUACAUGUUUUACCCACACCUCAAACACGCGCACACUCUGGGCAUAACGAGUAACGCCUUACCGGUGACCAGCGCUGCCAAUCCGUUAACAGAGCACCAGUCGCGGCACUUCGCGCUACUGAUGGCCGACAGGUGCCGAUUGCCGUCCGAGAAACGUAUGCUCCGGGAUAUCAAACGCCACAAGGCGUGGGUUAGCCGACACUUCCCUCACAAUACAAAUCAAGUCCAAUAUCUUAAAUAUAUGAACGAAUUGGCCGUCGAAAUGGGUGUUAAACCCCAUCUCUGGAAGUAUGCGUUCACUGACCCUAAGCUUUGGUGGCACUUAUACUUUGGUCCCUGCGUUCCCUUUCAGUAUCGAUUGAAUGCGAUCAUCGGUGCGGGUCAGUCGGGUUUGGGUGCGUUCAACGCCUGUCGGGAACAGCACUUUGACGCUGUGGUCGUGUAUGAGAGGUCUGACAGUCUGUGCGGUCUGUGGGCUAAUAGGGAUGAAAGAGUUGCCACCGAUGGCGGAGAGGAGAGCGGCGCCCGACUGUUGACUACAACUACGCUCAACGUUAGCAAAGAGAUUACCGCUUUCUCCGACUUUCCGGCGCCCGAAAACUAUCCUAAUUUUAUGCAUCAUUCAAUUUGGAGAAAAUACCUGUUGUUAUAUGCGGAGAAAAUCGGUUUAAAAGAUCACGUGAAACUCAGACACGAGUUAAUCGGUUGCCAACAGAACGCAGACUACGACCGGACGGGCCGAUGGAGGCUAACGGUGCGCGACAUCGACAACGACCGGGUGUUUGACGAAGUGUUUGAUGGCGUGAUUGUAUGCACCGGACGUUUUCAUCGGCCAGUUAUACCGGAUAUAAAAAAUCGUGAGUUAUAUACUGGAAAUGUCAUUCAUGUAAACGCAUUGUCGGACACGACUGGGUUUGAGGGCCAGCGGGUGGUUGUGUUGGGCGUCGGCAACAGCGGCAUUGAUAUCGCUGUCGAGUUGUCUAAAGUGUGCAAAAAAGUGUACCUAUCGUCGCGCACCGGGUGUUGGGUACUGAGCCGUACGGUUCUGAAAGGUUUGCCCAGCGAUGUGUUUGUAUUGAGACGAUCGUUGCGUUGGCUGUUUGAGGGCUGUACGCACCUAAUUGGCAAUCGACUCAUCACAACAUACCUUAAUUAUGCGCUAUUCAAUCACAAGCUAUACGGCCUGAUGCCUAAGCACAGGUUCGCCUCCCGGGGCCCAGUAUGUAGCGACGAUUUGCCCAAACAGAUCGCCAGGGGUGCCAUCACCGUAAAGACUGGUAUCCGUGAAUACACCGAGAACGGGGUCAUUUUUGAA